GCCAGAGACAGAAAAUGGAUUUGUGUUUAUUAACCAGUGUAGUCUGAGCAGAGCAGAAAAAACAGCAGUCCUGGGAAUGGGAGUCAACAAAGGAGACGCAGAUGGAGCAGGAGGACAAAGAUUCCUACAUUAUGUACGACAGCUCAAAUGAAAAUCCCUGGGAUCUGGCAGAGCAACAUGUAUCUGAUUCUGCUGAUCAGUGGGAUCCUGCUUUUUCCAAAAGGAAAAGUAUUUACAUACUUUAACAGAGAGGGUAUACUUCAGUUGCAAGGAACAGUCAAGACUCAAGAAACCAUCUUUAAAGGCUGUGCUUCACUUGAACAGUGUGCUGAGGGUUCAUUCAGUGUUGACCAUACCAGAUUCGUAAUCAACAGGCUGUGUUGCGGUGCUGACCUCUGCAAUGACAUACCUACUCCAGGACCUGAUGCACCCAUUCCCAAUGGUAAAAAAUGCAUCACUUGUAAUGGAACUGCUGACUGCACUGACAGUUUGGACUGUGUUAACAAUGAAGACCACUGCUUCUCUAAAACAGUGAAUCAAGGUAGUCAGCUGAUUUACUUCAAGGGAUGUGCCAGCAAGGAUGUUUGUUGAAAGCAGUAAGCUCACUACUGCCAGAAAACAUUGGAGAAGAUGUGGACUGUUGUCAGGGUGACGAGUGCAACAGUUUUAUGCUAGAUACCACCACAAGAGCCAGCACAAGUGAAACAAGACAAACCAGCACCAGUACCAGAAGCACAUCCAGUGGUCUGCUCACAGUUGUGACUCUGGUCUCUUUGGUCUUUCUCUCAUAACAAAACCAUCACUGUUCAUUUUUACCACUGUUUUUCUUCUCUCUGUCUCUUCCAUGUGGGUUAGUCCAUGUGAAACCACCAGAGGCUUUCUGAAUGACCACCUGUCAUUUUAAUGGUAUCAGUAAACAGUACACAUAAGGUUGGGUUUAUAUGUUCAUGACUUUUUGAGAAUUUGGGGGCUUUGAAAAUGGAGUGUGACACUGAUUUACUACAAAACCAAGUAGACGUUCAGUAAGUCAUUAUUUAUGAACCUUUCAUGAAAGAUGCAUGAAAUUUUGAUGAUUUGUUCCAAGGUAUGGUGUAUAUGUAACUAUUUCUGUAAAACAUUCUCUUAAAUCAGCAAUAAGGACUGUUCAUAAAGUUCAGCUCUUGGAACAUACAAAUCCACUUUUUAGACAAUCAAAAGUACUGAAAUUCACUGACAUCGUAUCUUACCAAACAACAAUAAUCAUGCACAAAGGCAAAAAACACACAAUUACCAGAAAAUAUCCAAAACAAUUUUAGAAAUCAGGAGGGAGGUUAUAAAUUAAGAGGGGAACAUAACUUCAAAAUCAAAAACAGGACAGUGACCUUGAAAAGUUUUUGUUUAUCUAUUUCUGGAACUUCAGGAACUCAAGCAAAGUCCAAAUAUUAACCAGUUUAAGAAAAUGUACAAACAUAUUUGGUUUAGCAGUUACAGUUGAUAACUAUCAUUACUGACUGUUGUCUUUGAUUCACUGAUAUGACAAAGGGAUUCUCAAUUAGGGGGAACUCAAUUAGUAACAAUCAGGAAGCUUGUACCAUUUGCCGUAUUUCGGAAUAAAUCAAUAAAAUAAAAAUCUGGCAUUUUAAGGAGGAUGUAUUCAUGUUCGUAUCUGCUCAUUUUCAUAUUUGCUUGCUCUAAACAUAAGAUGCAAUUCAAUUACAAACGUAAGAUGCAAAAUAGAAAUAUGACAUUUGAGGCAGAAUGACAUAUACAGCAGAAAUGUUUUGAUGUAUUUGAGAAAAAGUAAAAUAAACUUCCUCAUUGUCAC
Molecule: messenger RNA, 1804 nt
Organism: Sphaeramia orbicularis (orbiculate cardinalfish)
Lineage: Eukaryota; Metazoa; Chordata; Actinopteri; Kurtiformes; Apogonidae
Product: phospholipase A2 inhibitor CNF-like
Exons: 6
Coding region: 148-591 (147 amino acids)
Source: RefSeq, a predicted model, not a curated record